Molecule: messenger RNA, 957 nt
Organism: Mesitornis unicolor (brown roatelo)
Lineage: Eukaryota; Metazoa; Chordata; Aves; Mesitornithiformes; Mesitornithidae
Product: proton myo-inositol cotransporter-like
Exons: 6
Biological process (GO): transmembrane transport
Cellular component (GO): membrane
Molecular function (GO): myo-inositol:proton symporter activity
Source: RefSeq, a predicted model, not a curated record
UUGAAAUCAGUGGUGUUUGUAUUUGUCUCUCCAUCCACUCGCAGGUACUACAGUGCCACCAUUUUGCAGAUGUCCGGCGUUGAAGACGACAGGCUUGCAAUCUGGCUGGCUGCACUGACAGCAUUUAUAAACUUCAUUUUUACUCUCGUGGGCGUCUGGCUCGUUGAAAGAAUGGGUCGCCGGAAACUUACACUUGGUAGCUUAACAGGUACUGCUGUAGCACUCAUUAUCCUAGCUUCGGGAUUUUUGCUAUCAGCUCAGGUCUCGCCAAGAAUCACUCUUAAUCCACCAGAUCCUUCACAUCAAAACUCUACCUGCACAAAAUACAGUUAUUGUAAUGGAUGUAUGUUAGAUCCAGACUGUGGUCUCUGCUACAAAUUGAAUAUGUCAGGUGUUGUUGAGUCGUCUUGCAUUCCUGUUGAUAAGGAUUCUACAAUGAAAGCAGCGUGGGGCAGGUGUUCAAAUGAAACAGUAUUCAAAAAAGAAGAUUUGUUCUGGGCAUACAAUUUCUGCCCCACUCCAUACUCUUGGACAGCACUUCUGGGCCUUAUUUUGUACUUGGUUUUCUUUGCACCUGGGAUGGGUCCUAUGCCCUGGACUGUCAAUUCUGAAAUUUACCCACUUUGGGCUAGAAGUACAGGAAAUGCGUGUUCCUCUGGAGUCAACUGGGUUUUCAAUGUGCUCGUGUCACUGACAUUUCUGCAUACGGCCGAAUAUCUGACAUACUAUGGAGCCUUCUUCCUCUACGCAGGGUUUGCUGCCCUGGGACUGGUGUUCAUCUACGGCUGCCUUCCUGAGACUAAAGGGAAAAAACUAGAGGAAAUUGAGUCUUUGUUUGAAAACAGGCUAUGUACAUGUGGUAUGUCAGAUUCUGAUGAAGGGAGGUAUAUUGAGUAUAUUCGGGUGAAGGGAAGUAAUUACCAUCUUUCUGACAAUGAUGCUUCUGAUGUGGAAUAA